Molecule: messenger RNA, 2149 nt
Organism: Aspergillus aculeatinus CBS 121060
Lineage: Eukaryota; Fungi; Ascomycota; Eurotiomycetes; Eurotiales; Aspergillaceae
Product: MFS transporter
Exons: 2
Coding region: 236-1807 (523 amino acids)
Biological process (GO): transmembrane transport
Cellular component (GO): membrane
Molecular function (GO): transmembrane transporter activity
Source: RefSeq, a predicted model, not a curated record
CCCAUUUAUAAUCUUUAAGCAUCGCUCUUACCUUGCAUUUUGCAGUCUUUAUCUUGUACCCGCCAAAAUUUCUCUUUCUAAUAUAUAUUUAAUACCGUUGUAGUCUCGUCUACAUCACCUUACUUUAUCCGCUCGUUAACCUUUUCUUCAUCUCCCACAGCGAUCGUCCUCUUUUCUACACUCUAAUAUUUAGCACGACUAAUUCUCCGAUUGGCGGAAACUCACUAGGCGGGCAAUGGAGGACGUGGAAAGCCAACGGCGCUUCUCGGAGAAAUCUGCAUACUCGGGCACAUCCAACGACCAACCCACCCUAACAGAAGAUACAACUGCUCCGGCUACCGCUACACCAACACGUCCACUGUUUCCCGAAACCGACCUCAGUCGAGGCAUUGUGGGAUGGGAUGGGCAGGAUGAUCCUCACAAUCCACAGAAUUUCGCCAGUGGGCGCAAAUGGGGCUUGCUCGCCCUGAUCAGCUCCAUCACCUUUAUCUCACCCCUCGCAUCGAGUAUGUUCUCUCCAGCGGUGGGCUACGUGGGCAAAGACUUUGGGGUAUCCAACGAAUACCUUCUGUCAUUUAGUGUUACUAUCUUCUUGCUGGGAUAUACGAUUGGACCCCUUUUCCUCGCCCCUCUUAGUGAGAUCUACGGUCGUCGCAUCGUGCUCAGCUGCGCCAACUGGUUCUUUGUGGUAUGGCAGAUCGGCUGCGCCCUCGCGCCCAAUAUCUCCGCUCUGAUUGUCUUCCGCCUUCUUGCCGGUAUGGGCGGUGUCGGCAGUCUCACGCUCGGCGCCGGUGUCAUCGCCGACCUUUUCCCCACCGAACAACGCGGCAUGGCCACUUCCAUCUGGGCGCUCGGCCCUCUGAUCGGUCCCGUCGCCGGGCCCAUCGCCGGCGGUUUCAUCGGCGAAACCAUCGGGUGGCGCUGGGUGUUCUGGAUCCUGCUCAUCGCCAGCGGGUGCAUAUCCGCAGGUAUCGAAGUUCUCAACCGGGAGACCUACGCCCCUGUCCUGAUCCGCUGGAAGACGGAAAAGCUCGCCAAGGAACUCAACCGGAGCGACCUGCGCAGCGCGUACGACAAAUCCAGCAGCCAGGGCGGGCCCCGUCUCAGCGAGGCUAUGAAACUCGGCCUCAGCCGCCCCUUCCUUCUCCUCUUCAAGUCCCCCAUCGUCCUACUGCUGUCCGUCUACAUGGCCUUCGUCUACGGCCUGCUCUACCUCUUCUUCACGACCAUCUCCUCCGUCUUCCAGGAGGAUUACGGCUGGUCGACGGGCAUCUCCGGACUCGCCUACCUGGGGAUCGGCAUCGGCUUCAUGACGGGACUCGCCUUGAUCGCCUUCUCGAGCGACCGCAUCGUCGCCAAGCUGACCGCGCGCAACGGGGGCAAGUUCGAGCCCGAAAUGCGGCUGGUGACCAUGAUCUUCUUCAGCUGUAUCCUGCCCAUCAGCUUUUUCUGGUACGGCUGGUCCGCCAAGUACAAAGUGCACUGGAUCGUGCCGAUCAUCGGCAUGGCCCCUUUCGGGAUCGGCAUGAUGGGCAUCUACAUGCCCAUCCAGACCUACGUUAUCGACUGCUACCCGGCGUACGCGGCGUCGGCCAACGCGGCCCUCACGGCCACGCGGUCGCUCGUCGGCGCCCUCCUGCCCCUCGCGGGCCCGGCCAUGUUCGAUGCCCUCGGGCUGGGGUGGGGCAAUUCGUUGCUCGGGUUCAUUGCGCUGGCGUUUGUGCCGGUGCCGAUUCUGUUCAACCGGUAUGGCAAGACGAUUCGGGAGAAAUUCCCCGUGGAUCUGGAGGGGAAAAGGGGGAAGUAAGCUCGGGGAAGUGGUUCCGGGGGCGGGUUCUCGUCUGAUGUUUCGGGUGUUGUGUAGAGUUAUAGAGGUACAAUAGACACGUCUCUCCUUCAAUCUGGUGGGGCUGGCAGGUAGCAAGCGGUACGACUCGGGUGUGUUGGUCCUCCGUCGCCCGCUCUGCUUUGCCCGCAGGCUACUCGUAAUUCCAUUUCAAAAUGGCCUAGGGACUGGAAUCAAAAGCAUUCGUUAUUCUAUGAGUAUUUGCGUGUUCUACUUUUGGUCGGUGUUUCUAAAUGUUAGGUCAUGAGAUUUGAGGCAAUUCACCAAGCGAGUUGCCCAUCUUCAAAUCUCAGCUGGUUCAAC